Suillus fuscotomentosus is the source of this 1323-nucleotide messenger RNA. RefSeq lists its product as uncharacterized. NCBI's taxonomy places the organism in Eukaryota, Fungi, Basidiomycota, Agaricomycetes, Boletales, Suillaceae. The record is from RefSeq and is a predicted model, not a curated record. Bases 1 to 1323 code for a protein of 440 amino acids. The transcript has 10 exons.
AUGGAAGGUGCCUCUAGCGGGGCGGUACCAAAUGGACUGACGCCUUGGUGGGUUCUGGGGGUAUUGACCUUUUCCUACACAUCUCCCAACCGUCUAUCACACGACUCCUCAUACGAGGAUGCGAGUCUGGCUUUGGCCAGAGUUGUGGGCAAGAGUAUCUGGCCUUACGGCUGGGGUGGAUUUGUCGUUGGGGCCGGCCUAUCAUCUCAUAGAAUUGGUGCUCGUUUUGCCCGUCCCAACUGUCGAUCACACGACUCCUCAUACAAGGAACCGAGUCUGGCUUUGGCCAGAGUUGUGGGCAAGAGUAUCUGGCCUUAUGGCUGGGGUGGAGUUGUCGUUGGGACCGUCCUAUAUCAUUUUACAGAACUGGUGCUCGUUUUGCCAGUCCCAACCGUCCAUCACACGAAUCCUCAUACGAGGAUGCGAGUCUGGCUUUGGCCAGAGUUGUGGGCAAGAGUAUCUGGCCUUAAGGCUGGGGUGGAGUUGUCGUUGGGGCCGUCCUAUCAUCUCGUAGAAUUGGUGCUUGUUUUGCCAGUCCCAACCGUCCAUCACACGACUCCUCAUACGAGGAACCGAGUCUGGCUUUGGCCAGAGUUGUGGGCAAGAGUAUCUGGCCUUAAGGCUGGGGUGGAGUUGUCGUUGGGGCCGUCCUAUCAUCUCGUAGAAUUGGUGCUUGUUUUGCCAGUCCCAACCGUCCAUCACACGACUCCUCAUACGAGGAACCGAGUCUGGCUUUGGCCAGAGUUGUGGGCAAGAGUAUCUGGCCUUAAGGCUGGGGUGGAGUUGUCGUUGGGGCCGUCCUAUCAUCUCGUAGAAUUGGUGCUUGUUUUGCCAGUCCCAACCGUCCAUCACACGACUCCUCAUACGAGGAACCGAGUCUGGCUUUGGCCAGAGUUGUGUCCCAACCGUUCAUCACGCGACUCCUCAUACGAGGAACCGAGUCUGGCUUUGGCCAGAGUUGUGGUAGGCGGGGCGGCUCUCCCUCUGUUCUUUACAGGGCAAGAGUAUCUGGCCUUAUGGCUGGGGUGGAGUUGUCGUUUGGGGCCGGCCUAUAUCAUUUUACAGAACUGGUGCUCGUUUUGCCAGUCCCACCGUCCAUCACACGAAUCCUCAUAUGAGGAUGCUAGUCUGGCUUUGGCCAGAGUUGUGACAAGCGGGGCGGCUCUCCCUAUGGACUGGACAGGGCAGAGUAUUGUAUCUGGCCCUAAGGCUGAGGUUGUUGUCUUCUUUCACCAAGUCUCAGCAGUCAAGCGCAUGGCUGCUGCCCUUGAAGCCUUCAUAACUAACUGUCCUGCACAGUGGAUUGCCGGACCACAUCAAUAA